Messenger RNA from Rotaria sp. Silwood2, 258 nucleotides. NCBI's taxonomy places the organism in Eukaryota, Metazoa, Rotifera, Eurotatoria, Philodinida, Philodinidae. The record is from the annotation of a GenBank genome assembly.
AUGAAGAAUAAAAUUAUUGGUCAAUGGCGUUUAGAAGCAGCCGAGCGAGAUUUUCUUCUUGUUAGUUUAUCAGAUACGGAAACAAUCGAUGGAAAAGUUUCAUGUCGUUUUUGUGAUUAUUAUUUGGGUGAAAUUUCAUGGAUAAGAAAACGAAAUAAUAAUUAUUUUGUUCGACAACAACAAUUUAGAGAUCUACCAGAUAUCAAAGAAAUGUGUGCACUUAAAUGUAAACAAUUAAAAUUUUCUUACAGAAGUUAA